AUGGCUGGGACCGUGCUGCCCCUCUGCCUGCUCCUCGCUGCCGCCCUGCGGGGUGGCCUGACCCAGGGCCCGCGGGCCCACCCUGGGCUCCCGCUCCUGCGGCUGCGGCGGCUGGAGGAGCAGUUUCGUCGGCUCCAGGAGGUGACACUGAGCCAUCUCCAGAGCAUCGCCAGGAACUACAACAUCUCCUACAACAUCGACGAACGCUUCCAGGCACUGGCAGAGCAGGCAGAGGCAGCUGCUGCUGCCCGGGCUGCCCUAGGUGCCGAACUGGCCCGCUUGGCCACCACCAGCCGGCGGCUGCACCGCAGGCUGAAGUGGCUGGAGGGGACAGUGGGUGCCCUAAGCCCACCACACCAGCCACUCACCCACCCACCAGGUGCACCAGUGGAGGCUGGCACCAAGCCGCAUGGGCUGCUGGACACUGCCCGGAGCUGGGGCAGCCAGCUGGAGCGGGAGCCACAGGGCCGGGUUGCCCCCAGCACUCCCAACCCUCAGCACCUGAAGGCGAGACGGUGGCAGCAACGCCGGCAGGAGGAAGGGCACCGGCUGCUGGCUGAUGCCGGGCCCGAUGGAACACCCGGGAAGGAUGCAGAGCCCCCUCGUGACACAGCACCGGGAGCCCAAGCCAUGACACUGGUGAUCCCCACCAUGACCACGGUCUCCCAGGAGCAGCUGCUGGUCCCUCAGCAGCCAGGAGAGGGUAGGUACGGGCCCCCCGCCCCAGCACUCACCUCCCCAGCCUGCCACACCGGCACCGUCCUGCUCUUCCCCAACACCUCCACCGAGCACGUGGCUGUCCUGGGGCUGGGGCCGCGCCGGGGGCUGCAGGCGCUGUCGCUCUGUGCCUGGCUGGCCACCCCAGCCCCCUGCCUUGGUGCCCUCCUCUCCUACGCCACCGAGGACGGCGGCAGCCAGCUGGCUGUGCACGGCUGCGGUGGGGACCUCCCCGGCUCUGCGCGCUUCGUCAUCGGGGACGGGCAGUUUCGGGAGCUCCCGGUGAUGCCGCUCCUGGAUGGCAAGUGGCACCACCUCUGCCUCAUCUGGUCCUCCAGCCAGGGCCAGUACCGCUUCUAUGUGGACAGGCGGCUGCUGGCUGCCGGCUCCGGCUUCCAGCAGGGCUAUGAAAUUCCCACUGGUGGCUCGCUGGUGCUGGGCCAGGAGCAGGAGCACCCCAGCAGGGACUUCGGCAGUACAGAAGCUUUUGUGGGUCACCUGGCUGGCUUCGCUCUCUGGAGCCGGGCUCUCCUGCCUGGGGAAGUGGCCAGCAUGGCAACUGGCCAGGGGCUGCCCCGCGGCCCCCUCCUCACGCUGGCCGAUGCCUCCCUGCAGGGCGGGGUGCGGAGGGUGGCGUGUCCCUGCCUCCGGCACUGCCUGUGA
Molecule: messenger RNA, 1380 nt
Organism: Gavia stellata (red-throated loon)
Lineage: Eukaryota; Metazoa; Chordata; Aves; Gaviiformes; Gaviidae
Gene: PTX4
Product: pentraxin 4
Exons: 2
Coding region: 1-1380 (459 amino acids)
Source: RefSeq, a predicted model, not a curated record